Molecule: messenger RNA, 2411 nt
Organism: Macadamia integrifolia
Lineage: Eukaryota; Viridiplantae; Streptophyta; Magnoliopsida; Proteales; Proteaceae
Product: ABC transporter G family member 9
Exons: 4
Coding region: 309-2174 (621 amino acids)
Cellular component (GO): membrane
Molecular function (GO): ABC-type transporter activity; ATP hydrolysis activity; ATP binding
Source: RefSeq, a predicted model, not a curated record
UAUUAGCAUUGCUUGAAAGGCAAGUACUUCUCCCAUCUCAUAAAUCGUCUUCACUCUUCACCUAUUACCACUCCAUUUCUAUCUCUCCCCAAAUUCAUCUCUCCUUUGACGUCUUUAUUUUCUUCUCCUUCCUUCGUUUCUUCCCUGAACCCAAAACCCGUAAGACAAAUCAAUAGAUCAACAGAAACGAAGAACUAGAGACAAAGAGAGGGGGGGGGGGGGGGAGAGAGAGAGAGAGAGAGAGGCAGGCGUCUCUCUUUUGUCUGAUUCAAAAAGUGUGUAAGUUUGAAGCAUAUAUAGGAACCGAGAUGUCGGAUAUGGAGGUUCAGAUUACUGAUUCACAAGAACCAGAAGUUCCUGCCAUCUUUAAGAAGGCCGACUGUACCGUUACGCUCAAGUUUGAAGACGUUGUGUUCAGGAUCAAAAAGCAAAAAGGAGGAUUCCUUGGUACUAGAAAAAACUCCAUAACCGAAGAGAGAAUGAUCUUGAAGGGUGUAACUGGUGUGGUAUCACCGGGCGAGAUGUUAGCCAUGUUAGGUCCUUCAGGUAGUGGCAAAACGACCCUCUUGACUGCAUUGGGUGGCCGACUUGGUGGACACCUUGGAGGAACCAUAACAUACAAUGGCGAGCCUUUCUCCAACUCAAUGAAGAGAAACACUGGUUUCGUCACGCAAGACGAUGUGCUCUAUCCUCACCUCACUGUUAUUGAGACCCUUGUUUUCACUGCUCUUCUACGUCUUCCCAACAGCCUUAGCAGAGAAGAGAAGGUCAUGCAUGCGGAAGCGGUCAUAACUCAACUUGGCUUGACUUGCUGCAAGAACAGCAUCAUAGGAGGACCAUUAUUGAGAGGUGUUUCUGGGGGAGAACGUAAAAGGGUCAGCAUUGGGCAAGAAAUGCUAAUCAACCCAAGCCUAUUGUUUCUAGAUGAACCUACAUCAGGGCUUGACUCAACAACGGCUCAGCAAAUUGUGUCCACAUUGUGGGAGCUUGCAGAAGGUGGAAGGACAGUGGUGAUGACCAUUCACCAGCCUUCAAGCAGGCUGUAUUACAUGUUUCAUAAGGUUUUGCUGUUGUCAGAGGGUAAUCCUUUAUAUUUCGGAAACGGGGUUGAAGCUCUGGAUUACUUCUCCAGCAUUGGUUACACCAAUUCUGUUGCCAUGAACCCUUCGGACUUCCUUCUUGAUCUUGCAAACGGUGUUUCUUCGGAUAAUAGUGAGGAGGACAAAUUAGCUGUGAAGCAGGAUUUGAUCUCUGCUUACAAGAGCAAACUUGCUGAUAAAUUAAAGGCAGAAUUAAAUGAAACGAGCAAUCAGCUCUCAGAUGGUACAAGGCAUAAGCAAUUUGGUCGAUGGUGCACGACUUGGGGGCAGCAGUUUUCAGUGUUGCUUCAUAGGGGACUAAAAGAGAGGAGGCAUGAGUCCUUUUCAGGCAUGAAAAUCGGUCAAGUGUUGGUUGUUGCUUUCCUUUCAGGGCUUCUAUGGUGGCAAUCUAGUGACCACUUACAGGAUCAGAUUGGGCUACUUUUUUUUUACUCUGGGUUUUGGGGCUUCUUCUCUCUGUUCCAGGCUAUAUUCACCUUCCCCCAAGAGCGCAUGAUGCUCACGAAAGAGAGAUCUAGUGGGAUGUACAGACUUUCAUCCUACUUCAUGGCUAGAUCAGUAGGAGACCUUCCCAUGGAGCUUGUUCUCCCAACCAUCUUUGUCAUCAUAACCUAUUGGAUGGGAGGACUUAAGUCCACACUAUGGAACUUCUUAGAGACCUUGUCCGUUUUAUUACUAAGCGUAAUGGUUACUCAAGGCAUGGGACUUGCUAUUGGUGCAUUGGUAAUGAACCUUAAGUCUGCUACCACCCUUGGAUCUGUCAUAGUGCUCACUUUUCUUCUUGCGAGUGGGUAUUAUGUACAACAUGUCCCAGCCUUCAUAGCAUGGAUUAAAUUCAUCUCUGUUAGCCAUUACACCUACAAGCUAUUAUUGGAAUCACAAUUUAAGACUAAGGAAACAUACCGAUGCGGCACCAACACUACUUGCUUGAUCGGAGACUUUCCAGCCAUAAAGAUGGUAGGGCUUGAUCAGACUGCCAUCUCUAUUGUUUCCUUGUUCUUGAUGCUUAUAGGUUAUAGGGUGAUCGCUUAUAUUUCUCUCAUGAGAAUCGGAGUGCCCCGUUGGAGAUGUUAAACCCUAAACUAUAUUAAUUCAAACAGUUAUGUGCUUCUCAGUCCAUCUACUCGGUGAACAUAAACAUACAAGGGAGACUGAAUGCUGAUAAAAGGUAGUGAGGGAUUUAGAUUUAGAUGUUUUCGGUUGACUUAAGAGACUUUUUUUUGUUAGAAGGUUUCUUUGUAUACAAUUUCACUUGUAUUUGUCUUUUAGAUUAGACAAAAUAUUGAAGAAACAAUAAGAGAUACAUUUUUA